This is a messenger RNA of Peronospora matthiolae, 867 nucleotides long. Lineage: Eukaryota; Oomycota; Peronosporomycetes; Peronosporales; Peronosporaceae. The record is from the annotation of a GenBank genome assembly.
AUGCAAGCCGAGCAAAAAGUCGCUCCAGGCCAAGAGUGCAAGCUCUUGGAUGGCGAAUUCGCCGCACUGCUCCAAGUGCUGCUGGGCCUCAUCGCUCUCUCUGUGCUCAUCCUCAAGCGCUUGCGUGAAGUCCCUCGACGCCCGUUGCUCGUGUGGGCGCUCGACGCGUCCAAGCAGAUGAUUGGCGCGACGUUUGCACAUGUCGCAAAUUUAGGGAUUGCGCUGCUCCUGUAUUCGCACCAGCAAUCAAUCGACAAGGCUGAGGGCGAGCUUGUGGACCAAUGUGCACUGUAUUUUGUGAAUUUCACGCUCGACACGACGUUUGGCGUGGUGCUCAACUACUUGUUGCUCUCGGCGCUUGCGCUCGUGGCGCUUCGCUGGAGCUGGUCGGCUCUGCAGACAAGUGGAGACUAUGGCACGCCGGUGCAAGGGCGGACGUGGCUCUUGCAAGUACUGUCGUGGAUUGCGGUCAUUUUCACGUGCAAGAUGGUGAUUGCAGCAGUGAUAUUGGCGUUCCAGAAACCUCUUGGGGCCUUGGCCGUGCUGCUGUUUAAGCCACUCGAGAAGUAUCCGGACGUUGAGCUGGUGCUCGUCAUGAUCGCCUGUCCUUGUCUGAUGAACGCCAUGCAAUUUUGGAUCCAAGACAGUUUCCUGAAAAAGGAUGUGCGUGACGAGAGCGUUGUCGUGGCUCAGGCAGCGCAGUCGCCUCCCGACCGUUUAGACGGCGGGUCGAGCAAGUUGCCGGCUAUAGACACACCCGCGAACGAGCAGUGCAGUGGACCUGGAAAAAGCGAGCUGGAACUUGCUGUUGUUGAGCAGGUUGACAAGCAAGAAGCAGAGUCGGAGACGACGAAGGAGUCAGCUUGA